UACAUUUUUAACAUAAUCGCCGCAGGCAGAGAGAUGACAGCGUCGAAGGGGCAACAUUCGAGAAGCGAUGGUGGUGGUGCACGUCAAGGCGGCGACGUUGGAGGAGCAGCAGUUCCUCUACCACUGCAUCUCCACUUCGGCCAUCGAUGAGGUGGCCGACGUCAUCCUGGGCAUCCACGCCCUGCAGUCUCACAUCCAAUCCCUCUCACUUCUCCUCCGGCAACGCCUGCUUUCCGACCCUUCAUUCUCAGACAGUUCUCCUGACCCGUCUCUUGCCCUGGAGAGAUCUUUAUCGGAAGCAGAGACUUAUGUGUCAAAGGAUCAAGUUGAGCACAACAGGUUCUUAUCACCUCAUGCCCUGCGCGCCCAUGUUAAGAACAUAGAGAAAGAAAUCAAGAUUGUUCAGUCAAAGGGUUUCCUUGAUUGUGAUCUACCACAGCCUCCUGAUUGUGAGGUUCAUCAGCAAAUGCAGCUAUGGUGGGCAGGGAAAGAACUUGUUAGAGGCAAAAGACUAUGCGACUAUAUCGGUACAAAUGAGAAAACAAAGAUUGUGAUCACAUUGAAACCAGCUUGUUGAAGACCUUUAAAGCUUUUCAUUGAGCCACCCCAACCCCAACAUGCUAAAUUACUUGCAUCCUUAUAAUUAUAUAGUUCUUGCACAUUUUGUUUUCUUAUUCAUUUUACGAUAAAUUUCUCGGUGUAAAUCAUCCAUUUGAAUGUGCCGGUUGCGGAUUGUGGGGCAGACAGACGGAUCUUGCUUAGGGCCCGUCCUGUAAA
This is a messenger RNA of Zingiber officinale, 777 nucleotides long. Its product is annotated as cilia- and flagella-associated protein 298-like. The transcript is spliced from 5 exons. The coding region runs from base 68 to 577 and encodes 169 amino acids. Gene Ontology annotation, biological process: regulation of cilium movement. The record is from RefSeq and is a predicted model, not a curated record. NCBI's taxonomy places the organism in Eukaryota, Viridiplantae, Streptophyta, Magnoliopsida, Zingiberales, Zingiberaceae.